Strigops habroptila (Kakapo) is the source of this 1239-nucleotide messenger RNA. RefSeq names its product protein C receptor (gene PROCR). The record is from RefSeq and is a predicted model, not a curated record. Lineage: Eukaryota; Metazoa; Chordata; Aves; Psittaciformes; Psittacidae. Gene Ontology annotation, molecular function: signaling receptor activity. Gene Ontology annotation, biological process: negative regulation of coagulation.
AUGGGAGAGACCUGGCCGGACUCCCACUCUCCUCCUCCCGCAGCCCCACCUCUGUCCUGCUUAACUCCCCGCCAGGCCAGCCGUGGGGCCACCAUUCCAGUCCCCAUCCCCACAAUGCUCCGGUUGCUGCUGCUCUGCGGGGCCCUGGGCUGUGGGGCGGACCAGGCGGCCCCGCUCACCUUCACCAUGCUGCAGCAGACCCGUGUCUCCAAAGGCAGCUCUGAAUUCUGGGGGAAUGCCAGCCUGGAUGGGCAGCUCAGCCAUCUCCUGGAAGGGCUUAAUGUCACCCAGGUGCUGCCGCUGGAGCCUCCGGAUGCCUGGGCCAGGCGGCAGCAGGAUGUGACCACCUACCUGGACUACUUCGGCCAGCUGGUGAAGCUCUUCAGCAAAGAGAGGCCUAUCAACUACACCCAGAGCCUGUGCUGCCACCUCGGCUGCCGCCUCUUCCCCAAUGGCACAGCCCAAAGCUUCUACGAGGUGACACUCAACGGGACAGCUUUCCUGAGCUUCCAUGUCCCCAAUGCCACUUGGGAGCGGCGCUGGCCCGGCAGGGAUGCGGUGGCCACCUUUGCUGAGAGGGAGCUGAUGAAGUACCCCAAAACCACCCGGGAUCUCCAGCAUUUCCUCAACACCACCUGUGUGGGCAUCCUGCAGGCUCAGAGUGCUGCGUCGGGUAAACAGAGCAGCCGGUCGCACACCCCGCUGGUGCUGGGCCUGAUCCUGGGGACCUUCGCCUUGCUGGGCAUGGCUGUAGGGAUCUUCUUGUGCACAGGAGGGAGCUGCUAGCGGAGACAGCGGUCCCACAUCACCCUGUGGAGGCAGGGAAUGGACCCAUCUUCCUCCUGUGGAGGCAGGGACCAAGCCUGUGCCACACAAGGGUUAUGUCUCCCCAGCACCGCAGGCUUUGCUCCCAAAAGACAUCGGUGGGUUCCCUGCCUAGUCCAAGCUGGGCUGACCCCCCCAAGCAGCAGUGCCCUGCGCUGGGGAUGGUCCCCACACCAGGCUGGUGUCAUGCACUGAGUCUUAACACUGAAAUACACGUGGCACGGAUGGAAAAAGAUGGGGAAGCAAGAUGGGUGAAAUCAGCAGGAGGAACAACCAAGUAUGGGUUUAAAAGGAUGGCAUCAUACCCUCAUUUAUCCCUGUUUGAUAGGGAUAAACACACAGGAGGGCGGAUGUCAGGCUCUGUGGCAGUGCUUGGAGAUGUCGUGUAAUAAAACCACCCAUCAGCUCUCCCAG